Molecule: messenger RNA, 2791 nt
Organism: Sorghum bicolor (sorghum)
Lineage: Eukaryota; Viridiplantae; Streptophyta; Magnoliopsida; Poales; Poaceae
Product: peroxisome biogenesis protein 5
Exons: 15
Coding region: 192-2396 (734 amino acids)
Biological process (GO): protein import into peroxisome matrix, docking
Cellular component (GO): peroxisomal membrane; cytosol
Molecular function (GO): protein binding
Source: RefSeq, a predicted model, not a curated record
GGCCGUGUGGGCUGUGGCCAUAUCGGGUCAGGGUCACACCCGCAAAGCUACCGCCGCACGGCGACUCCGACUCCUCCGCGGUUCAGCUCACCAUCCCCUCGAGGCGGACCUCACGACGUCGCCGGUGACCGAAGCGGCGGCCGUAGCCUCGCGCCUCCGGCGUCGGCGAGCGCGCCCGUCCGGCGGCCGAGAUGGCGCUGCGGCACCUCGUCACGGGCCAGAACAACUGCACCCCGGACGGCGCCUCGUCCUCCAACCCCCUCAACGCCCUCGCCAACGCCUUCCUCGGCCAGUCCUCCAAGGCGCAGUCAAUAAAGGAACUUCCUGGUUCUGUUAGUGUUCCAUCUACAUCAGACUUUAGCACGCCUGCUCCCAUAUCAAACAUCCCUGGUGCAGAAAAUGAGUUCAAACAAGACCAGCGACCUCUUGCACGGGGCGCUGACUUUAUUCGUGGUGGUCCUGCUAAUGAUUGGAUCGAGUCUUUUCGGCCUCCGGGGGUUCCUCAACUUGGAGUAGAAGCACAAUUCCGAGAUUUUGAGCAAAUUUAUAACAAUACAGGGACAACCUUUCAACCGCCAUUGGAUGGUCCACCACAAAGAGUGUUGUCUGGUGUCUUGCAUUCCUUUCUCACAAGUGGCCCAGCUGGUGUGCCAUUUCAACCUCUUCCUGUACCAGCUGCUCUUGGUUUAUCUGAAAGUGACAAACAGUGCAUACGUGAUCGUAGCUGCAUAAUGGCACGGCAUAUAUUUUCUGACCAACCAGAAGAAUAUAUACAGGCUCAGGUCAAUACUUUGCUGCAUUCGCUUGAUAUUGACAACCGUAUGAGAGGACCUAUGCAUGGACAUUACCCAGAACUACAGGAGUACUGGAACCAGUCCCAAAGUUCUAUGGGUCCUGCCCCGAUGCAUAAUGCUGCUGAUAAAUGGAUUACUGAGUUUGACAAGCAAAAUAAUAAUCCAGAAAAUUGGGCAAACUCUUUCGAACAACAAUAUGGCCCCAAUGGGUGGGCCUCUGAGUUUGAACAGCAUCAGUCUCAGAUGGCCAUGGGCCCGAUGGGAGGAGCAAACAUGGGCAACCUGGCUGCUAUGGAGCAAUCCCGAAUGCUUGCACAAACUUUAGCAAGUAAUAAUGAUCCCAAGUUUCAGAAUUCUAAGUUCUUCCAGUUUGUUUCAAAGAUGAGCCGGGGUGAACUUAUUAUAGAAGAUAAUCAAGUAAAAGAAGGUUCAGCAUCCCAAUCCAGUGGCUGGGCUGAUGAAUUUCAAACACAGUACAAUGCUAAUGCAAACUCAUGGGCGGAUCAGUUUGAGCAUGAAGAGCUUUCACAUGGGGCGGAUAAGUGGGUUAGCGAGUUCUCUAGUCAACAUAAUCAAGGUGCACUAAAUGAGAACUGGGUUGAUGAGUUCUCGAAAUUAAAUGUCACUGAUGAAUGGGCAGAGGAAUUCAGUGGAGGUGGUUUUGGUGAAAGCUCUGCUGAUCCAUGGGUUGAUGAGUUCCAAGAACACAUGUCGUCUUUCAAACAAAGUUCGGGCACCUCUCGAGGGGUUUAUGUUUUUUCUGAGAACAACCCGUAUGUUGGUCACCCUAAUCCAAUGCAGGAAGGACAGGAGCUCUUCCGCAAGGGCCUCUUAAGUGAAGCUGUUCUUGCUUUAGAGGCUGAAGUUUUGAAGAAUCCUGAUAAUGCUGAAGGUUGGAGGUUGUUAGGCGUAACACAUGCAGAAAAUGAUGAUGACCAGCAGGCCAUUGCAGCAAUGAUGCGUGCGUUGGAAGCUAAUCCGACAAACCUUGAAAUUCUUCUUGCUCUUGGUGUUAGUCACACAAAUGAAUUGGAGCAGGGAGAAGCGUUAAGGUAUCUUUCUAGGUGGCUUCAGAAUCAUCCAAAAUAUGGUGGCCUUGUCCCUCCGCAGUCAACUGAUUCACCUUAUGGUCCUGAUGUUGUUAGAUUGUUUAAUGAAGCUGCUCAGAUGUCACCUGAAGAUGCAGAUGUUCAUAUAGUUCUGGGAGUCUUAUACAACCUAUCAAGAGAGUAUGAUAAAGCUAUAGCUUCAUUUAAGACAGCACUGCAGCUCAAACCACAGGACUAUUCACUCUGGAACAAGCUUGGUGCAACCCAAGCAAACAGCAUCCAGAGUGCUGAUGCAAUAUUGGCGUAUCAGCAGGCUCUAGACUUGAAACCCAACUAUGUGCGUGCAUGGGCGAAUAUGGGAAUCAGCUAUGCCAACCAGGGUUUGUAUGAGGAUUCCAUUCGGUACUAUGUAAGGGCAGUUGCAAUGAACCCAAAAGCUGACAAUGCCUGGCAGUACUUGAGGAUUUCUCUUAGCAAUGCUUCGCGAGCUGACAUGAUUGCUGCAUGCGACGCCCGCAACCUUGACGCUCUUCAGAAAGAGUUUCCUCUGUGAGUCCUCCCUCAAAGACAUUAGCUAUCCAGCAGAGAUCUUCAUCCAUGGAAGGAAGCAGCACACUAGCAAGCCACGUGAUAAUGGUACCAUUGGCUGCACUCAGGAUCAUGGACAUGGACGUGGAAACCAGUAGCAUCUUGUAUUUGCCUGUUGAUUCUUCUAUUUAUUUUACAAAGUGUGGGGAUGUAUAGGGAGUAGGGAAACAACAUCCAGUUGAUGUGAAGUAUCAUGGCGUGAGGCUAUAGUGGCAAAGGGGGAUUAUACAUCUGUAAGUACACACUUACGGAAGGCACAACAGGAAUAAAAGAAUGGUUGAAUAAGAAAUUGUUUAUUUUGGGGACGAACCCCUGCUUGUUUAGUAAGAAAUGCAAUGCUGGUGCUUCUUGGUGGUGCCA